Klebsormidium nitens is the source of this 1928-nucleotide messenger RNA. NCBI's taxonomy places the organism in Eukaryota, Viridiplantae, Streptophyta, Klebsormidiophyceae, Klebsormidiales, Klebsormidiaceae. The record is from the annotation of a GenBank genome assembly.
AUGAAAUAUUGAAGCUGUUUGGCAAGCAGACUCCGGCCACUGCUUUCUACUACCAUAGCACUAAACUCUAACCAAGACUCCAACGUGGAUUCUUCUGAUCACUGCGUAUAACAUGUUCGCAAGCUUCGAAGUACCACCAACUUUUCAUUUAAUAUACGGUUACAGGCGUGUUCAUGUAGAUCGAGGCCUGCCAACUGCCUUGCCUUGCAUCAGAACGCGGUACUAAGGGCUGAGAGCAUUUCGUUUGAAAGUUGAGCAAAAAGGAUCAAAAACAGCCCUUCCGCAGUACUUCUGACAACGAGUGAACGCCAGCUAAGAACAGGAAAACACCACUACAGGGCCGGAGACACGCCGAACAAACUACCUCGAUUUUCGCGACUGGAACUGCUCCACUCCCUGUACGACAACAACCAUGGUGUCUUGCUUUUUAAGGAGUGCGCAACCAGGCAAAUGGGGAGCCUUAAUGGAGAGGGCGCUGGUGUUGCUGUCGUUCUUGGUGGUCCAGGGGGGACUCUGCGAGGGGUAUAUAGUGGGGGCCCUUGGGGACGAACAUAGAGUUUUCCACGAAGGCACAGGCCCUGCAGUUUUUGACUUUGAUGCUCUCGCGUCGCCUGCACACUACUUCGGCGGGCGCAAGCUGGUCACGUCCUACACAUGCGAGCGCGCGCCCUCGGGAACCUGCCCCUCCAAUCUCUACACGGGCUGCUGCAAUGCAACUGGCACCUGCGCGGGCAUUUACGUCAACAGGAACUGUAACAUCGGCCUGCCCUGUGCCGCCGGCUUGGCCUUCUCGUGCUGCACGGACUUCCAACACUACUUCUUCUGCCCCGUUGGCGCGGGCGCGUGCCAGGCCCCCGCCGCGGGCUUCCCGUCCCCAACUUGUGGCAACGGAUCGGUGUACUCGGGGACCCCCUACGGCGCCUGCUGCGUACCAGACCAGACCGGUGGAACUUGCGGCGCUGGGCCGUAUAAGAACGUUGCUGGGAGCUGCAACUGCCCGACCAACAGCCCCUGGGGUUCGUGCUGCUCCGAAGCCGUUGUCGAUACGUACGUUUGCGCGUCGGCGUCGGACCCCGGUGUCCCUGCCGGUGCGCCCACAUCUACUCCGCUCCCAAUAACCCUCGCUAGGCCCUCUGGCGGCUCCAGUCCGGCGGUGCCCAUUGCUGCGGGCGUUGGGUUAGGGUUUCUGGUUUGGUUGCUCGGGGUCUACUAAUCCUAGGGCACACAGCUGUUAGGGCACACAAGAGUUACCAGUAUCGCAACAGGGCUUCGUGAGGCGAGGUCACGGGUCGAGAACGCGAGUUCACCGUUACCAUGGCAACGUGCUUUGUGGCCUGGUGUAGCAAGUACAUUACAGCUGGCAGAGCAUGGGCCAAAUGUUGGAUUGGUCCAAUGAGUGGAUGUUGGAUCCAUCUUUUCUUCCAUGGAUAUUUUCUACCAGUCAGGAUGUUGCACGUGACUUGGAUACAAAGUCUGAACAACAACAGUUGCUCAAAGCACACGGUGUCUGCUUACAAACAUCUAAGGUAGUGACGGCAAAAGCCACGAAGACGGAUCCGAGUCUCUUGCAGACUUCGAAGUGUGCAGACAAAGCUUGACGGUAGACUACACAUUGAUCAAACCGUAGCUCUGUGGGUAGAUUAUACGGUGGGGUGCCUGUUCAGUGUAAAUUAUCACACGUGAGACUGUUCGUAGAGCUUUCUGGUAUGAGUAAAGGUGGUUGUGACGGGGGUCGGAUGGAAUGAGAGGGUUUCCGGGGGAGCUCCGUAUAGAGCACCCCUCGUCCCCUCGACAGAGGUCCUGCCUCUGUAGUGGGGGGCGCCCCAGAUCGAUCCGUUGUGUAACCGUGUGCAGAAUGCUGGCUUGUAUAUGCACUGUUUGUCCUGAUUCUUUGUGGGCGAAAGACAAAGACUCGAAAUCGCUUCCGG